Cetraspora pellucida is the source of this 1028-nucleotide messenger RNA. Lineage: Eukaryota; Fungi; Glomeromycota; Glomeromycetes; Diversisporales; Gigasporaceae. The record is from the annotation of a GenBank genome assembly.
AUUCCGAGUUACUUGCUAGACUAUUACAGCAACAUAUUGGAAAAGAUAAAGUACUCGAUCCAGUUAGUCUUCAUAUCUAUUGGUGGAAAAGUUCUAAUAUUAUAUCAGCAGAUUUACAAUUAGCACAAUUAUGUCCAUCAGCUAUAAAUGAAUUUGCGCAGGAGAAACAAGAUGUCUCAUUUGAGGAAUUUCUUGUCGAUAAAGUUAUUAAAAUGACGCUAGAUAAAAUUGUAAAAAAAGGCGACGAGCUUCAAUUGGAUCAAUGGCAACACGAAGUUGUCAAGAUUUUAUCGUUUAGUGCAAAGAUCUUGAAAUCAAAUAAAUUAAGAUCAUAUCAAUUAUUACGCAUUUGCAACGAUAUUGUAUCAUCAAAAUUAAUACAACUAUCGAGUCUUAAGGAAAUCAUAAAAUUAGGUCUAAUCUUUGAUGAACAAAAUGUUUUGUCUAGAAAAUUUGUCGAUCACGUAUUAAACAUUUUACCCAAGCUUGAAAAAAAUGAACAAACCUUGUUUCUGCAAAGAUCGUUUAUAAUGAGGUGUCUUGACACCAUCCCAUUGGAAUCGGUAGUUAGGCAACAUAUUUAUAAUAACAUAUUUUCACAAAAAGAUCCUUUUCCACUUAUGGGAUCGAUAAUAACUAAAAUAUUUUGGAAUGAAGAAGAAACGAUUAAUGACCCAUUUCUACGAAUAUUACAAGAUCCAAGAGAAAUUUUACAAGCUUCACCCCGAUUAGAGGUGAUUAAUGGUGCUUUUAAAAAUAAUAACCUGGAUUCCUCAAUGGCUACUCUGUGUUGUGAUAUUAUUCAGAAAGAGUUCUUUAUUUAUAUGGAGAUUCAAGUUAUGGCACGUUACUUUGGGCAUGCUGUUCAAGCUUUAUUAGAAAAAACAUGUGAACCCUUAAAACGCAUCUCAGCAAUCGCUUUUCUUAAAGAAUUUGUAUAUUGCAUGUGGGAUCAAACACUUAAUGAUGACUAUACACUACCAAUUUCAUUUGUUGGCAUAAUGGACGUUGGUGAAUUUGAUGGUGAC